AUCAGGAUCUCGGACACCCUAAGGAAUAAUUUCUCCCAGAAUCAACCUUUGUAAAAGCUCUCCCUCCCGAUCCGUCACUGCUUCGAUCGCACGGGCAAUGGGAAGUCCCUUUGAAGGCAACUUCGUUGCAGGCCACGCAGCCGCCGCCUCUGUUGCUUUCGUUCUCUCCUCUUCCCUCACCCAUCCGCUCGACACGCUCAAAACCCUACUCCAGGUGGGUGCAGGGCCGAAGCAAAAACUGAGUAUUUCUCAGGUGCUUGACAGAGCGAGAUCGGUUUCUGGGAUUGCUGGCCUCUAUAAUGGUCUGGGCUGGUCAACGAUGGCUAUGGUUUCAGGAAUGGGAGCUCGUUUUGGAGUUUUUGAAAUAUUAUCUGCUUUCUAUACAGAUGGAAGGGAAGAUACCUAUGUGUAUGUCUCAGAGGCCAUGCUGGCUGGCAUAGCUGCUGGUGCCAUAGAGGCUGUGGUUCGCACCCCAUCUGAACUCGUUAAGCACAGGAAACAAGCAGCUUCUACAUCAAACUCUAGCAUUCUGAGGACCAUCAAGUCUUGGCCUGACUCGACUUCAAUUGUUUCGAAAUUCUUACCAAGAUAUACUUCUGAUGUGAAGGCAUGGAGCCAUACUGUUGGUCUUCUAUCAUCCCUGCCAACAAAUCAUUCAAACUUGGAUGCUGCAUUGAAGCUAUAUCCGUGGAUGUUGACUGGUUCUGGAAGACCCCCUCUUGCAUCCUUUGUCAAUGGACCUUCAGACAUCGUAUCUUUGGAAGGUUGGAGUGCUUUGUGGAGAGGGCUUCGGGCUGGAAUUGCUAGGGACUGUUUUUACGGUGGCUUUUUCUUUGCUGUAUGGCAAUUCUUACACAUUGGCAUGCUGACCUGGAAGGCUCUUGAUAUGGUACCACCACCAAGGUCAAUCAAUGAGGUUGGCCCUGUUUCGCCUUUGGCUUCUAGCCUUGCCGCUGGAUUUUCCGGAGUGGUGGCUGCUGCAGCCUCUCAUCCUUUCGACACAGCUAAAACUAGAUUGCAGUGCAUCGUGGAGCCCAAGUACAUUAGUAUGGAAAGGAAGUUCCUAAAAUGGAAAGCUUCAGGGAAUUGGAUAGAGAGAGUUGCCGGCUUGUCUCCGGCAGAUCGAAACCUGCUGCUUCGUGGUAUUGGAUUAAGAAUGGCUUGCAGCGGUGUUGCAUCAUUUACUCUUGUUGCCACCUACUUGCUUGCCGUUAAACACCUCUUAUAAUUGGGGGGCUUUAUUAAGCUGAUAUUGAUUCAUUAAAAUCAACAAUAAAUUUUGAAGAAAACCAGUGCUAAGAUUGGGUUUGCAUCUGUUCUACCUGAAGAAAACUUGUUUCUUCAGCAGCUGUUGCAGCUUUUCCUGUUAAGUCCAUGCGGAGUACGGCGGUUGGGUGAAAUAUUUAGGGAAAUUUAUUGAAAGGUGAAGUGAUUUCACACUUUUUUUUAAUCUAUUUAUUUGGGGCAUUUACAUGCAUAGCGCACAAUUCUCAUGUAUUUACA
Molecule: messenger RNA, 1503 nt
Organism: Phalaenopsis equestris
Lineage: Eukaryota; Viridiplantae; Streptophyta; Magnoliopsida; Asparagales; Orchidaceae
Exons: 7
Coding region: 98-1228 (376 amino acids)
Cellular component (GO): mitochondrial inner membrane
Molecular function (GO): S-adenosyl-L-methionine transmembrane transporter activity
Source: RefSeq, a predicted model, not a curated record